Daldinia vernicosa is the source of this 312-nucleotide messenger RNA. RefSeq lists its product as uncharacterized. The transcript is spliced from 2 exons. Lineage: Eukaryota; Fungi; Ascomycota; Sordariomycetes; Xylariales; Hypoxylaceae. The coding region runs from base 1 to 312 and encodes 103 amino acids. The record is from RefSeq and is a predicted model, not a curated record.
AUGGAGAGGCGGUACAACGCCGCCGAUACACGUUUCUUUAAGAAACGUAAGGACCGUCACCAGAGUGCCCGCCGCGACGGCACAACAUAUCUGGAGACUGCUGCUGAGUUGUUCUGGAGAUGGAAGAAGGAAGGCCAUCAACCAACCGCAGUCGAAAGAGACUAUCUAAGGGUAGUCUGUGAGAUUGAACUCACUAACGCGGACGGCGCUGCGCUUGCGAAGCCAGCGACCGGCGAAUUCUACCACGAGGUGUUCGCUUCUUGGUUUAGGGUAGUGGUGGAGGUGGAGGAGGAGCUCCAGCUUCUGGCCUAA